AUGGCAUUAUCGAUACUAAAACUCGUUCAUCAUUCACUAAUUGAUAUGCAUACUACUCUACAAGAUAUCACUUUCCAAGACUUUCAAGACUUUGUAAAAUCCUUUACCGAACGUCUAUACAUUCAAUGUCUCAUAGAAGGAGACAUAAUACCGAGUAUUGCGAUAAAUACCGUACAGCAACUUAUUAAAACAAUUAAUUGUAAACCUUUACACUCAAAUACAAUACAACAGCGCAGAUGCUUUCAAAUACCUUUGGGCACAAGUUAUUACUUGAUUAAAAAUAUUAACAAAUUAGAUACAAGUUCAGUGAUAUCAAAUUAUUAUCAAACCAGUGUCACCACGACUGAAUUAUUGACAUUAAUGAAUCUGAUAAGCUAUAUAAUGACCGAUAAGUUACGAGUCUUUAAGUAUGAGGAUCUACAUACUGAUAAGUUUACACAUACCACAAUCGACGUUAGAGAUAUUGAUGGAAUUCUAGGAUAUUCCAUUACUGUUUGCAUUCAGGCAAAUAAAUACACAACCGAGUACGUUGAUAAGGAGAUCGACGAAUUUUUGAGAUGGUUUAAAAACGAUUUGGAAAAGCUCACAGAAAAGGAAUUGGAUGUUUACAAAAAAAUGUUCCUAAAAUCUAGAUUACAUGAUAAUGCUAAUCUUGAAGACGAAGUUGAAAGAAAUUGGGAGAUUUAUCCGGCGAAAAAUAAAGGAGUAACACGAAAUUAUAGACGAGUAAGUUUUGAGCUCGUUGAAGACGACAGGUAG
Messenger RNA from Acromyrmex echinatior (Panamanian leafcutter ant), 759 nucleotides. RefSeq names its product nardilysin-like. NCBI's taxonomy places the organism in Eukaryota, Metazoa, Arthropoda, Insecta, Hymenoptera, Formicidae. Gene Ontology annotation, molecular function: metal ion binding. The record is from RefSeq and is a predicted model, not a curated record.